CAUGUCAAAUGAUGAAUACGAUUACGAUACAAUCCCGGCUAGGGUGUUGAACGUAUCAAGUAGAAAUCUUCUAAGCAGAAUGCUGAAUCCUCAAAUGGAAAUACCUACUUCGAAAUAUAUAUGUAAGGAUUAUCGAGGUUUAGCCGAACUAAUGAAUUUCGAUUAUAUGACAAUUAAAAGUUUCGAAGCUACAGGAAAUCCGACAAAGAAAAUCUUUGAAGAAUGGGAGGUAUUGCCAAACAGCACUAUUGGAAAAUUAAAGCUUCUUUUAGAAGAAAUUGAAAGAUACGAUGUAAUCGAAGACAUGCAACAUUUAAUUGAACAGGACGUAAGAACAUAUCUAUCGAGGAAUCAGAGAUUACAGGAAGCUCCACUUCAAGUCGCCGAAAUUUCGUCGGGACCAAAGGACUUGUCCGAACUUGACGAUCCUAACGUAUUGACUGUGGAUGAUAUAAAUAUUCGAUGUCAAAACAAUGAUGACUGUGAUGUUGCAUACUUUGACGCUUAUGUUUGCUAUGCAGAAAAAGAUGCAGAGUUUGUCUAUAUGUUAGCAGAAUAUUUAGAAAGACCCGAAGUUGGAAUCAAAUUAUGUCUCAAAGAUCGUAACUUGAUGCCGGGGGUCAAUGUUUACGAAGCUAUUGUUAAAAUAAUUGAUGAACGAUGCAAUCGUAUGCUUGUUAUCUUAUCACCGGAAUUUUUGCAAAGUGAGGAGUGCAAGUUUCAAACAAGAUAUGCGACAGGAUUAGCCAUCUCCCAAUUAAAAAGGAAAUUGAUACCAUUGAUUUACAAACCUUGCGAGAUGCCAUCUUUAUUACGAUUUGUUUCCGCGUUGGAUUUCUCAAGAGCCUUCAUAUGUAGUUGGGCAUGGAGAAAUCUGUUAGCCUCUAUCAAAAAUACAGUCACUAAUGACAUUCCAUUGCCAUCUCCCGAGUUUUGUCCGGCUCUGUAUAACGCUUCAUUUAAUGCUUAUUCUAGAAAUUCAGACGCGAGUCUUCUAAUGUUGCCAGCUCCCAGUCAAAGUAAAAAACAAAUUGCUAGUCCACAACCGAGCGUCUCCUUUCCACCGUCGUCAACCUAUUCUUUGUCUUCUAUUCCUUCCAUAUCGUCGAUAGUUAUAACAUCUGCUUCUAAUUCUGUGCAGUCUGCAUCCAAUUCUAUGCAGUCUACUGCUAGUUCUAUUCAGUCAACUGCUAAUUCUAUUCACCCCGCUGUUAAUUCCGUCCAUUCAAAUAAAAAUACAUCCACUUCGCGAUCUAAGUUGUCGAGAUUUGUUGGAAAAUUCAGUUCUUCCUCCUCUUCUGCUAAUAAUAGCUCUUCUGGAAAUACUUCCAGUGGAUUUCAAAGUCAAAGUGAUUCCAGUUUUGUACACUCUGACAAUCUUAUAGAAGAAUUUAUCUGAGAGUAUAUUUUUAUAAAAGAAACUUGGGAUUAUUUACAGUAAAACCUGCAUAAACGGGAAAAAUUCUUCGGAACGGAUCGAUUUUCUGUAUUUUACAAAAACUUAUUCAAAGCGAAAACCUGCCAAACCGGAAAAAAUAUUCCGGUUUACGCAGGUUUUACUGUAUAUGUUUUAUACUAAAACAUACGAAAGAAUUUUAUGAUCUAGUACGACAAGUUUGAAAUUUCUGUCAAGUAAAUGGCAUUAAAUGAAGUUCAUAAACGAAAUUUUUACUUUAGGCCAUAUAAUAUAUGAAAAUAUUGUAAAUUAUCAGCUAUAAAAACUAUUUUUAUAGCUGA
Molecule: messenger RNA, 1737 nt
Organism: Centruroides sculpturatus (bark scorpion)
Lineage: Eukaryota; Metazoa; Arthropoda; Arachnida; Scorpiones; Buthidae
Product: myeloid differentiation primary response protein MyD88-like
Exons: 6
Coding region: 2-1399 (465 amino acids)
Biological process (GO): defense response to Gram-positive bacterium; innate immune response; positive regulation of canonical NF-kappaB signal transduction
Cellular component (GO): plasma membrane
Molecular function (GO): Toll-like receptor binding; TIR domain binding
Source: RefSeq, a predicted model, not a curated record